AUGGCCGUCUCGACCAAUGAGUUGGCAAUUCUCGCUAUUGUCUUACUUGUCACCGCGGUGGUCUUCUACACCAAAGGCACUCGGCGUGCCCCCUUACCGCCUGGACCUCGCGGAAUCCCGUUCCUCGGCAACCUGUUCCAAUUCAACGUGAUGCGUCCCUACCCCCAGUAUCUGAAGUGGGCACAAAAAUACGGCCCUGUAUUCUCUAUCAAACUGGGCAGCCAACGCAUCAUUGUGCUGAGCACCUCCGAAGCAGCGGACGAACUGUUCGUCACCCGCAGCAAGCUGUAUUCCAGCCACGAGUCCCCACACGUCGGGUUCGACCUGGUGAGCGACCAGCAGCGAAUGGUGUUCAUGCCGUAUAGCAGAGAAUGGAAGAUCGUCAGGAAGAAUGUCCAUGGCAUUCUUGGCCCCGGUCCGUCCAAGCAAAUGCGUAAGAUGCAAGACCUCGAGUGCCGCAUCAUGCUGCACGACCUGCUCUGUCACGGAGAUACCAGCAUCGUAGAGGACUUCGUCGAGGGACCGCAUGGGAAGGUGCCGGAGAGGCAUUGGUUCUCCAUCAUAAGACGAUACACGACCAGCCUGAUGAUGACCCUUGUGUAUGGCCGUCGCAUCCAUCGCAUUGUGGACAAUCCGGAGCUGCAUCAAGUCUACGAAAUGAUGUCUAAUAUGACACAUGUGUCACAGCCUGGACGAUAUUUGGUGGAUGCACUCCCUAUCCUACGCUGGCUACCCGACAUUAUGGCACCAUGGAGAGCAGAGGGAAAGAGGAUGCACGAAUGGGAGAUGGGUUUCUGGGGGAAGCUGUUCGCCGACAGCCGGACGGCUUUUCUCAAUGGCACCGGGCUCAACGGGUUUGUUCAGUCCUAUCUGAGCGCACGUGCCGAGGCAGGACUCGAGGACCUUCCUGGUAAGGGUGCAACAGAGGACGGGGCAGGAUGGAUGCGCGACAAGCUUAUCACAUACACGGCCGUGUCCAUCAUCGAGGCUGGCUCGGACACGACCUCGACCGCCGUCUUCUCGUUCGUGCUGCUCAUGCUCAGCAACCCGGACGCUCUGCGGCGCGCGAAGGAAGAGAUGGGCGCGGUGGUAGGCUCUAGCCGCAUGCCGGAUUGGGAGGACGAGGAUAGGUUACCCUGGCUUACGGCCUGCAUCAAGGAGACGCUCCGGUGUGCACCGCCGCUGCCCUUGGGUAUCCCGCACAAGGCAGACGAGGACGACGUUUACAACGGCUAUCUCAUCCCCAAAGGAUCCACGGUGAUUGGGAACAUAUGGGCCAUCCAUAUGGACCCCGUUCGGUAUCCUGACCCAACCGCAUUCAAGCCGGAGCGGUUCUACAAUCCAGAUGGAAAGUUGAACUGGGCCAGUGGCCCGGACACCCACAAUCGCGACCACUACAUAUUCGGGUGGGGCAGGCGUUUCUGCUCUGGCAAAUAUCUUGCAGAGGCAUCGAUGUUCAUUGUUCUGUCUCGUCUCAUCUGGGGCUUCGACUUCUACGCGGCGUCGGAUCCGCAGACUGGCAAAGUGAAAUUGCCUGAUGUGAAUGACGUGGACACGUUCACGGACGGGCUUGUGACUGCCCCGAAGAUAUACCCUGUUGGAUUCAAGCCACGGUCUGAGAAGCACGCCGAGAUGAUCAAGGCAUCGUAUAGAGAUGUUCAGAAUGACUGGCAGUCGAUGGGGCUGGCUGGAGAUGAGCGGUGA
Molecule: messenger RNA, 1704 nt
Organism: Postia placenta MAD-698-R-SB12
Lineage: Eukaryota; Fungi; Basidiomycota; Agaricomycetes; Polyporales; Adustoporiaceae
Exons: 9
Coding region: 1-1704 (567 amino acids)
Molecular function (GO): iron ion binding; heme binding; oxidoreductase activity, acting on paired donors, with incorporation or reduction of molecular oxygen
Source: RefSeq, a predicted model, not a curated record